AUGGCCUUUCCCUGUUAUAUCUCAGCCUCACUCUCAUCUCCCUCUCCCUCAUCUUCCUUUCGAGGUUGCAUCCCACUGAAAUUGAAUAUCAGAUUGCUAUGCUCUCACCGCUCCCUUAAGUUGUCUCCUAUUUGUUGCGCUUCUAGUUCCACCUCCCUUGGCGAUCCCGAUCAUGAGUUUCUCCAAGCCUCUAUACGCCUUGCAGGUCUAAGAGACAAGUAUGCAUUACAAAAUGUUGAUAUUUGGUCACAUGGAUUCGGGCAAGAUUCCAUUUGUCUACACAAGAAGAAGAACAUGCUCCUAAAGCUAGACUUACAAAAAGCUUGGUUAGGAAAGGUGGAUAAAGAGAUAGGGAAGAUAGAUGAGGAGAUAAAGAUCCAAGACAAUAUGAUGAAGGUUAACCAAGAGAUUGGUUCAAGGAUGGACGAGGCACCACCAAGUUCGGGCAAAAGAAAAAGAGAUCCUUUUCAGUCAUUGCUCUUCUACCUUAUUAAGGACUCCUCUAUUUCCACUUGGGGAGAACCCAUUUGUGUUUACCUAAACUUAGCGCUGCGAGAAAUGUCCGGCGAAACGGCGGUUACGGCUAUGGAGACAACGGAGACGGCGAACCAAAGUUGCGUUAAGAUUGACUCGAACAAGGCGGAUACAACAGAUAUGGAGCUCCAGAUUCUUGCAGCUAUGCGAUCCCGCGUAACCUACCUCAGAAACAAAGCAGACUCCGUGACCUUCGCGAGUGUGCGGAGGCUUCUGGAGGAAGAUAUGGGGUUAGAGAAAUAUGCUUUGGAUGCGCAUAAGAGCUUUGUCAAAGAGCAUUUGGUUAAGUGCUUAGAGGAUCCUGGUGAUGGCGCUUCAGAUAACAACCCUCAGGAAACUGACGAUGCGACUCCAGUCAAAGAAGUAGCAAAUGCAUCUGAGGAGAAUCAGGUGAAGAAAGAUGUAAGGGAAGAAACUGGUGAUGAAGCCCUGAUGAGUGAUAUAAAGAGAGCCCUUCGUAAAAGGACGUCUUAUAUUAAGGCUAAUUCAGAGGAAAUCACAAUGGCUUCACUUCGUCGGCUUUUGGAGGAAGAUCUUAAACUAAAGAAAGAUUCUCUUGUUCCCUUCAAGAAGUUCAUUAACAAAGAACUAGAUGAUGUUCUGCAAAUUCCUGAUGUUCCAAAACAUUCGACUAAGCCUACUUCGAAAAGUGUAAAGAAAAAUGUCAAGAGCACACCACCUAAGAAGCUAGGUAGUGAAGAUGAUUCUGAUUCAGAUGCUGACGAAGUGCCUGAGAAGAAGACACUGACCCAGAAUAGAAAACGAAAAAUUGAAAAUGUCAAACCGGUGGCUGGGAAAAAGAAAACAAAAGAUACAGAAGCAGAUUCAGAUUCAGAGAACGAUAGUGAUGCAGGAGAUAGUGGAAUGAGGGUAGUUAAACCUUCGAAGACUGCAACAACUGUGUAUGGAAAGCGUGUCGAUCAUCUCAAAUCAGUUAUCAAAUCUUGCGGGAUGAGUAUCCCUCCUAUCAUAUACAGGAAAGUCAAGCAGGCUCCGGAAGAGAAACGUGAGGCUACUUUAAUAGAAGAACUUGAGCAGAUACUUGCCAAAGAAGGGCUGUCUUCAGAUCCUUCAGAGAAAGAGAUUAAAGAAGUUAAGAAAAAGAAAGAUAGAACAAAAGAGCUUGAGGGUAUUGAUACAAGCAACAUUGUAUCGAGUUCAAGAAGGAGAUCAACGACAAGUUUUGCACCUCCUCCAAAGCCGAAAAUAACAAGUGAAAGCGAGAGCGAGAGUGAUGAAGAAGAGUCAGAGAAUGGAGAGGAGAACGAAGAAGAAGAAGGUAAUGAAGAAGUAGCUGAGGAAGGAAGCCAAAGCGAAGAAGAGUCCAACAACGGUGAGAGUCCAUUUCACUCUCUUUUAAAUGAAACAUUAAGUUUAAAAUGGAUGAUCAAUUGUUGGCCUUGUUUGCAGAGGAUGGUGGUGGAGAGGAAAGCGAAUGAUUUGUAUGUUUCGUCUAUGCUCGUCAUGCUGUUCUACCUUAAUAACUCCAUUAUCUAUUCUAGCUUAGAUCUGUAUCUGCUGUACUUUGAGUAGUGACGGUUUGUUCCCUAUUUUCUUCUCGACUUUUAAUUAUACUUAUGAUUCUGUGGCAAGUGGAAUUUGAAACUAA
This is a messenger RNA of Eruca vesicaria subsp. sativa (arugula), 2143 nucleotides long. The record is from the annotation of a GenBank genome assembly. Lineage: Eukaryota; Viridiplantae; Streptophyta; Magnoliopsida; Brassicales; Brassicaceae.